AACCUGCCAUUAGAUCGCUUCCUUAGCCUUCGGCGAUUCCUUUUCGAAACCCUAGAAUCCAGAUCGAACUCGUCGCCGGGGCUAUGUCUCACUUCGGGAGAACAGGGCCGCCGGACAUCAAGGAUACAUACUCCCUCCUCGUCCUCAACAUCAGCUUCCGUACCAACGCCGAUGAUCUCUUCCCGUUGUUUGAUCGGUACGGGAAAGUGGUUGACGUCUUUAUUCCGAGGGACCGGAGGACUGGGGAGUCUCGGGGGUUUGCUUUUGUGAGGUAUAAGUAUGCAGAUGAAGCGCAGAUGGCUGUCGAAAGGCUUGAUGGGAGGGAGGUUGAUGGUCGGAAUAUUAUGGUUCAAUUUGCCAAAUAUGGUCCAAAUGCUGAACGCAUUCAUAAAGGAAAAAUUAUGGAAGCAAUCCCAAGCAGACGGGGAAGAUCUAGAAGUCGCAGCCCUCGCCCCAGACAUAGAGACAGCUAUCGAGAACGAGAAUAUAGAAGGCGAAGCCGCAGUAGAAGCAGAGAUAGGUAUGAGAGAGAUAGGUAUAGUGACCGUGAGAGAGAGAAUCGCCGCCGAAGUCGAAGCCGAAGCCGAAGUCCUAGUAGAAGUCCUGACUAUCAUAGGAGCCGUGGCAGAGAUAGCCGUAGGAGCAGGAGUGCUUCUUAUGACAGUGCUUCACCAAUUAGGCGUAGUCCUAAUCCUGCAAGGAGUUCAUCACCCCGUCGCACUCCUCCCUCAAGCCCUGAGAAAGGGAGCCAUGGCGGAAAGUCACCCCCUCCAAAAAGUGUCUCUCCUGCAGGUCGCCGUACAAAUUCUCGAAGCCCAUCUCCUCACAGCUCAAAUGAGGAUUGAUGGGUGCUUAGGUGUUGAAGAACUUGUGUGACAAUUGCUGUGUUACUUUUUGUUCGCUGGGCUGCUAUAAGGUUACAUGUUGUCUUCAUUAGACCGCCGGUAGCUUUCAAAAUGACUAGCAGAUGGUGUUAAACUAGUUUUGGAAUUUCCAGUUAUCUGUUCGUGAAAAGUGCUGAUGUUGCCUGUGACAAGAUGAUAUCAGAAGGAUAUUUCCUUGCUGUUCAUCUUCUGGCUGAUGAUUUUUGAACUUCAUAGUUAUUGUGAUAUGAUGGUCGUGUUGGGGGUUGAUGGUGCUGUUGAACCAGCCAAAACUUUGCAGUUGCCUGAUCCUGAAAAGUGCUGAUGUAGCUGUGACAUGAUAUUAGACGGAUAUUUCCUUGCUCGUUAUCCUCUGGCUGAUGAUCUUUGAAACCCAUAGUUGUUAUGAUUUGAUGAUCGUUGUUGGUGCUGUUGAACCAGACCUUAUGGUGGUUGUAUGAUUCUCUGGUGAUACAUACUCGCUGGAGGUUGAAGUAUGCACUGAACCAUUUAUAGUAACAAAUAUGUUGAUGGCCUCUUAGUUGGUAAGAAUCAUGUCUUGUUAUGUUCUAAUUUCUAAUAAUGCUACCACAUGUUUGCAAGUCUUGUAGCACACAAGAGCAGUGAUAGCUGCGAUGAAGACCUGCUUUCCUGUUUCAGUUUAUGCAUGAUGAUUUAUAUUCUGACUGUUAGCACAUGGAUAUGAUGCAGUACACACCUCAAUGGUUAUGCAUCUAUUGAUGGUCUAGCACAAUGAACAGCAUCAACUUCUAGGUUUUGACAUGGAUAUUUUACUUUUUUUUAUGAUGAUUAUUAUAUUACUGGUGAUUUGGUGCCCAUAUCUUGUUAGGUUUUGCAAGUCAUUGUUUUCUUGUAGAUCCUUUCUUCGUAUACUUUUAGCUUGGAGUU
Zingiber officinale is the source of this 1772-nucleotide messenger RNA. Its product is annotated as serine/arginine-rich splicing factor SC35-like. The transcript has 10 exons. The record is from RefSeq and is a predicted model, not a curated record. Gene Ontology annotation, molecular function: RNA binding. Lineage: Eukaryota; Viridiplantae; Streptophyta; Magnoliopsida; Zingiberales; Zingiberaceae. Bases 84 to 845 code for a protein of 253 amino acids.